AUGAAUUUCGUCCGAGCUGAAUCCCCAAACGCCUUGGGCGACACUUUCUUCUGUGCCACAUUUCGACAACUUUAUGCAGAUGAUAUCGGCGCGAAUUCGGGCGGCCCCUUGUUUCUCGAGAAUAUUGUUGUUGUGUGGCGGCGGCCUGUAUCUAUCGGCGAAUUUGCAGGAAAGAGAGGCGGCGAUGCAGUAGUCGUGGAGGUGUCUCCUCCGAGCCUUUAUCACACCUUAUCUUGCGGUCAGCUCCCACGUCUUCUCGCCCCUCCCACUUUCCAGUAGAUCCUCCAUCGUCGGCCGCUUCUAAUUCGUCCAGGUUUUUCCGAUUUAUCUUUAAGUUUUCAAUUUCAUGAACAGUUCUUCGAAUAAAUAAGUUUCGCACACAAAGUUUGAGCAUUACCCAAUUCAUCUCUUUUGAUUCCAAAAAAAAUUAUUUUUUCAAUCUAUUAAUGUUUUCAAUCAAUUCUAAUAGGACUUUAGAGUCUGUAGUUUAUCUUAAAACGUUUCCCUCUUUCUGAAUUCAGUCACCUCUUCCCUACAAUAUUGCGCUGAAGCUUGCGUGCUAAUUUGUUCAUUCUAUGACCGCUUUGAUGAAAGAUUCGGGAGCGCAGAAAAGUCAAACUGUGGUUAAAUAGAUUUUUGGUGGCAGAAAAAACACAAGUUAUAAUAAAACAAGAAAAAAAUGCAGUAUAAUAACGAGUAACAGGAACCAGUUCACCCCAAAGAGUAGACUCUGACCCGGGGUUAGAAAAAAGAUUCACGGAUAGUUCUUUUAAAUCAAACAUAUGGGUCAUCGAACAUUUUUUUUAACGUUUUCUCAUUGAAAAAAAACUCAGAAGCGAUGACGACGGCGUCGGAACUUCUGUCGGACGAUGCUCGUGCGAGGUUUUCUCACACCAAGGCUCUUUUCGAGCAGCUCGAACGGCAACAGGAGGUUUUCAUUGACCUUUCCUUAAAUGAAUAACUUGCCAUUUCUGAUUUCUCUCGACUAAGAAAAUGUUGUCUAGGCAGUCGAUCUGCAGGUGCCGUCGUUCUACUCGCCGCGGUUGGUGCGGCAGCCACCGCCGUUGCCUCCAAAACCAGCCGUCACUUGUCCACCAAGUCCGCUUUCUCAGGUUCACUUUUUACCUGAUAUCUCUUCGUUUCUCAUUUUUGCAACUACUCAGAAAUUGUAAGAACGUUUUUUUUGUUAAACUUUCAUUUUAUUAGUGCUUUCUUUAGGUUAUAUUGCAUGAAAACAAGGAAUAUAGGCUCUUUGAGUGGUCGGAAAAGCAACCUUUUGUGGUUGAUCAAGAUAUGUUUUCUUCUUGUUUUUAUAUCUUAAAACUAUGAAAAAUUUCCUUCUGAAAGCGUCGUUUAUCUUGCAACGCCUCCAUACGCAGGCUUUCCGCAAUUUUCGAUUGCAAUUAUUCCAAAUAAACCUCACUUUUUUCUUUUUGUUCUUUUUCACUACUACUCCUGAAAGAUUCCUUCUCAAAGGAAUUUAAAACAUUUUUUUUCCUUUCGAAAACAUUCGACUCGCUUUCAAUUUCCAACGAGCGUUUUCUUACUUUUUUCUUUAACCUUUUCGAUGCUUUUUUUUACACCCGAAGACUAUUUGAUAAAUAUAAUAUACGAAUGAAAACAAAAAAAAGGAAGCGAAAAUUCUGAAAAGUUUAUACUCACGGUUUGAAAUAAAUCACAUGGAAAGGAAAGCGCAUUCAGAGUGAAAAUCGGAUUGCGAUAUUUCGAGAGUGCGAUCGAUCUUUAGUUGCUCUUUCCGUCGUCAGUUCUCCCAAACUCUAUGCAUUCUCGAUGUUUCCCGAAUUUUUCCUCGCUCCCGUUUUCAUCCAUCCUAAUAUUUCUUUUCCACAUUUUUUUAGGUUUCCGGAUUAAUUAGGAAUCUUCUAUUUCUGUAGACGGAAAUUUUUUUAGAUCGUAUUUUUUCUCUAUCAAUGACAUUCAGUUUACGAAUUUACCAUUGAUUUUGGCUUUAUUGCCGUAGAAAACUUUAAUGAAUACGAAAAUUGCUUUGAUAUGUUAACCCGAAGGAAUCUAUUGAUUUUAGGUGACGCGCAACUUCUCGGAGCUUUCGUCGGACCUGGAGCGACUUGCGCCCUCUUCGACAUCAUCGCCGUCCUCACGCCUUGGCUCUGUCGCGCAAAACAAGUAAGAUGAGCUCCUAAUAACAUCUGCAGCACGCCUUCUUUUCCUUAUUUGCCGAGAAGUUCAAAACUCACUUAAUAUGAGAGCUUUAUUAAAAAUUGCAGUGAAACCAUUUUUUUUUACUUUUUUUUUACAGCCAACUCCAUCAAAUAUUUACUCCCAUGAUAGUUUGAGGAUUUUUUGUUCAUUAGCUCUUGGCUCAAAUCCGGUACAACGCAUUUUUUUUUUUACAAUUUUCAGUGGUUGCACUGACUUGCACGUAGAAUUUGUUAUUGUUUAUUUUAUUUUUUCUAAACUCUUGGUUCACUGAAGUUUCUUAAGGCUUUCUAGGAGUGUCUUAUAUUCUUUCGAAUUUCAAUUUUUUUGAUUUUCCUAGUAGCGAGGUUUGAUGAUAACUUUCUUUCCAAGUUCAAACUAUAACUCUGCUCGAUCUAGCAACACCCUUUGUUCGGCAUAACUCGUGGCUUCUUCUACUCUCUGGCAUGGUUUACCGUUUCAGGGCGGCGACGCUACCGUCGAUGACUUCUUCGUUCGCUUCGUCCCCGUCGCAGUCGCCAUACGCGACUUCUUCGCUCCGCUCCAACAAUUACGAGCCGUACUGGAGAGACGCCACCAUCUAUCGACGCCAUUUUGACUUACCGUAUGACUUUUCAUUUUCUUUUUUUCAGCACGACUUCUAUUUGCGCUUAUGUGAAACGAUGCACGAUUUCUUUUUUCAAUAAUAGUUUGACCCUUCAGCUAUGGCAUGCAGUUCGAACAUUUUUCAGCCAAGUCAGCCCAAAAAACGUCACCAUAAGCAGCUGCAAAGUUUUACAUUCUCAAGCUCUUUUUUGAGUGAGAUGUUCAGCCAUCUACUUUUUCUACGUUAUUGAACCAGUCAUGACAGUUUGUUGGUACAAACUGAAAGAGACUGUCAUUAACAGGAAUUCAUCAUUGUUCCUCGCGAACACGGGAAUGAACUCAAGAUGCAAUUUGUGACCUUUUUUCUCGCCAUUUCAUGGGCGUUUUUAAGGUUCGGCGAAGAGCAAGAUGAGAACGCGAUGAGUAGCAGUCCUUCGCAGGCACGACACACGACAUACGCCGUGGUGAAGACGCGACGCGGCGACGAAACGACCGAAAGCGACGACGUCGCUGAGGAAGUCGCGGCUUCCGAGCGAGGCCUGAUGGAGACGCGGCGAGGCCUGAGCCCUGAACGCGUCUACGACUCUGAACGCGAUCGCAAAGUUUCUUUCUCAACGGCCCCCAUUCCCGUAAGUUUCUAAAAUCUUGAUUUUGAAUCUAACCACCGCGAUCGAAAACUUGUUUAUUUUUCUUUCGUGUUUAUUCUCCGAGCUAAACGUAGAAUAUUGGAGUUUAAACAUGUGAGUAGUACAAUAUUCAUAGUAAAGAGCUAUGGAUUCACUAUUGAGCUUUCAAUUUUGAAAGAGAAACGUUUGGUUUGCAUUUCGGGUUGCUCUAUUAUACACCAAGAAACUUCGAAGUGUUUAUCAGACUUAGCUCUAAAGAGGAAGGUCUUUUCCUAUUGCGGUCGAGAAUCGUGUUAAGACUUCUCAGAACAUUUUUCAAUGUUUCGGUCUUGUAUCCUGGAAUUUUCAAGUAACACGAUUUUCUAGGUUUGGGUAAAGACUAUUUCAAAACUUUACAAUUGUAGACGGAUUUCUUCGAAAUCGAGGGCUUUUUUCUCAUAAACUGCACCAGGGAGAUUUCACAAAACUAACAAAAUAAAGUUGGCUUUCUCGCAAAUGAGAAUGGUAUAUUGGUUUCUGAAGGAUUCUCUUAAACAUUUUUUGAAAUCGAGUUUGAAAUCAAGUGAAUCUUCUUACUAAGUACCUCCUGGGCAUUGACAUUUUUAGACUUUUUUUUCGGAACAGUUGGCAGAUUGGCAAGCUCAAUCUUGGACAUGCUACGGAAAAUAAUUGUCUGGAAAACGCUUAUUUUUUUAUUGAUCUCGCAUAGAAUUAGGGCACGUAAUUAGAAGAGAGAUGAAGAUUUUGAAAAGGAGGAGGAAUUUUCGCUUUGAACGCCGGCGGAUUUGGGUCAGCGGCGCUUUUGGCACGCGUCAAUUAUAUCUUCCGUAUCACUUUGUCAUUUACCGAUAUCGCGUUCUCUGGUAAACAAUAUUCGUAACGACCUUGGCUAGUGAUACGUGCACUUUUUCUUCGGAUAACCGUUCAAAUGUGGAAAAAAAGCCAGAAGAAGGAAACAUAAUGUCUAAUAAAAAAAAACGUCUUUUUUAAUUCUCCUUUUCAGGUGUUCUCGGCUUACUCAGUCGACGAUUAUGACCGAAAAAACGAAGACAUCGAUCCAGUUGCGAGCUGCGCAGAGUAUGAACUGGAGCGGAGGCUUGAGCGAAUGGACUUGUUCGAGGUCGAGCUCGAGAAAGGCCCCGAAGGCCUUGGGGUCUCAAUUAUUGGUAAGGUUUACUCGAAUCAUUAGAAUCAGUUGACGAAAUUCAAAAUUCAUUAUUUUUUCAGGUAUGGGCGUCGGCGCCGAUUCAGGCCUCGAGAAGCUUGGGAUCUUUGUGAAGAGCAUCACACCUGGAGGAGCUGUUCACAGGUGAGAGGAAAAAGCACAAAAGCUCUUUGGAGGUUAGAGAAGACCUCCAUGCCCCCAUGUUAAAGUGCGAGACUUGAGUUUAACAUAAAAACUUCGAAACCAAUAUUUUGCGCAAGACCUAGAAAGAGUUUUUGAGAAAACUCACAAUUCUCUUAUCGGAGUCUCUGAAUCAGUUUAUUUUUUCGCUCUCAAACUGCGAUUAGCCUCGAAAAAUUGUUCAAACAGGGUGUCAAAGAAAAUUUUGUUCAGAGAUGGCCGGAUCCGAGUUUGCGAUCAGAUCGUGUCGGUGGACGGCCGCAGCCUGGUCGGAGUCAGCCAGCUCUACGCGGCCAACACGCUUCGGUCGACUACCACCCGAGUUCUGUUCACGAUUGGCCGCGAGCCGAACCUCGAAGAGUCCGAAGUGGCGCAGCUCAUCCACCAAAGCCUGGAGCAGGAUCGAGUCCGUUUGAUGCAAGACGAAGAUGACGACGGCGCCGAGGAACCCCCGCCGCUGCCGGCCGAUCUGGAAUCCGUCAACGCACCAACGUCGUCGCUCAUCAGCAAGGAGGAGGCUGAGAUCAGGGUCAGUCAACCAAACCGUUAUGUGCCCGUUUAUUAACUUAAUUUUAAACCUUUGAAACAGUAGUAACGUGUUGUAAUUACAUAAUUAACAUUUGAAAAAAAUCAUAUAUAAAUUUUUUUCAGUCGAAGAUCUCUUCUUUGGAGUUGGAACUGGAGCUCACUCAGAAAAAGGCAGGACAAAUGCACGAUGUGCUGGACACGACCAAGGCGCACUACGAACAACUCGAAAAGAAGUACGAACAGGCCAACCAACUCCUCAGAAACUACCAAGAGAGGUGAGCUCGUGGUGGCUGGACCAUCCUGGAAUCCUCCUUGCAGAGAGAAGGAGCUCCUGAGCCGCGAAGAAAAUCACGUCGAACAGCUCCGAGAUAAGGAUGCCCACUACGCGAUGCUCGUCAAUCAGCUCAAAGUAAUAUAUAUCUUGAAACUUCUUUUUGCGAUUAUUCAUUACAAAACACGUUUUGAAGUCGGUUAAUAACAUUUUUUCGUAAAAAACAGGAUUAAUGCAUAGUAGUUGCAUGUCAGAUUUGCUUCUAGAACUUUAGAAACAUGAGUAACCGCAAAAGCUCGCAUUUUCUCAGCUUAUGUCCAAUUAUUCACAUUUUUCAACGCAGGAACGCAUCGACGAGCUCGAACACAAAUUAGAAGAGAUGGAAGAACGGAGACAGUCGAUCCAGAACCUUGAGCUGAGUGAGUUGCGCGAGAAGCUCAAGGUAAAGACUCCCCGACAAAACGGAAACUUUUGAUGUGUUUGAAGGAAAAAAUGGAGAAGCGUGACGAGGGACUUGCGUAUAAGCCCGGCGGCGAGCUGCCACACGAGGACAAGGCCGUCAUGGCCAAUCUCGACUUGGUUCCCGAAUCCCUAUCUUUGAAUAACCCAAAGUUGUUCUUCAGAAGAGCAAAGACGCCGAAAUUUCGGUGGGCAGCAGUUGGGACGACGAAAAGUACUCCUCUUCCUGCGAUAGUCCUGUUCCACGAAUCUCAGAGCCCGCGAGUCCUGCCCUGCCGCAUAAACUCGUCCAUCGUAAACUUCUCUUCCCUCUGCGUAAACGCUACGUUAAUAGUACGUCUCAAACUUGAAAAGGCAGAAACAGAUGAACGACUUCAGACGAGAGCGAAUUCUGGAGGGCGUCUUGCCAGCCGGUCGGUCUUCAGGCCUUGCACUGGACUUCAGAUGACGUUUGUCAACUUUUGGUCACAAUGGGCCUCGACAAGUACGUGCCGGAGUUCACUAUCAACAAAGUGAAUGGAGCCAAGUUUCUCGAACUCGACGGCAGUAAGCUCAAGGCGAGUUGUAGAAGUUCAACAGGACAGUUAUCCUCUUUUGCUCGGGUUUUGAGUCUACGAAGCUCUGGUUUUGAGUCUACAUAAAUAGAGAAAAAUGUUGCAGACGAUGGGAAUCCAGAACCACUCGGACAGGACGCUCAUCAAGAAGAAGGUCAAGAGCAUGAAGAACAGGAUCGAGCGAGAGCGGAAGCAGCUCGAGCGGGAGUCCCGCGCUCGUGUCAUCGCCCACUCUAUGCCCAUCCAAAUGUGA
This is a messenger RNA of Caenorhabditis auriculariae, 6799 nucleotides long. The record is from the annotation of a GenBank genome assembly. NCBI's taxonomy places the organism in Eukaryota, Metazoa, Nematoda, Chromadorea, Rhabditida, Rhabditidae.